AUGACUCCCAAGACCGACAAUGAGACACUUCUUUACUUCGCCUUUGGCUCCAACCUCAGCAGCACACAGAUGCGCGCCCGCUGCCCGGGCGCGGCGGCGACGGGCCUGGCGUUCCUGCCAGGCUACGACUUCAUCAUCAACGAGCGCGGAUACGCAAACGUGGCCCCGACGGCCGGCGACGGAAGCGGCGGCGGCGUGUACGGCGUCCUCUACCGGCUCGGCUCGCCCGCGGAGAAGAGGCGCCUCGACCAGUACGAGGGCGUGCCCUGGGCGUACGAGGACCUGGUGCUGGACGUCGAGCUGGUGGACGCAGCUGGGGCUAAGAGCACGGUGCAGGCGCUGGUGUACGUCGACCGGCUGCGGGUGAGCCCCGCGGCGCCGAAGGACGAGUACGUGGCGCGGAUGAACCUGGGCAUCGACGAGGCUACGGCCGAGUGGGGGCUGCCGGAUGAUUACGUACGUGAUGUUAUGAGGCGCUACAUACCUGCUCCCGCCGCCGCCGCUACCGCCGGCCCGGACGAGACGGCCGCGGCAGGUGGCUGA
Messenger RNA from Diaporthe amygdali, 543 nucleotides. RefSeq lists its product as uncharacterized. The transcript has a single exon. Gene Ontology annotation, molecular function: gamma-glutamylcyclotransferase activity. The record is from RefSeq and is a predicted model, not a curated record. The coding region runs from base 1 to 543 and encodes 180 amino acids. Lineage: Eukaryota; Fungi; Ascomycota; Sordariomycetes; Diaporthales; Diaporthaceae.